Messenger RNA from Laetiporus sulphureus 93-53, 825 nucleotides. RefSeq lists its product as uncharacterized. The transcript has 5 exons. The record is from RefSeq and is a predicted model, not a curated record. Bases 129 to 557 code for a protein of 142 amino acids. Lineage: Eukaryota; Fungi; Basidiomycota; Agaricomycetes; Polyporales; Laetiporaceae.
UGACACGAACGCGCUGACCAUUGCGCCCUCCCGUGCAUAUCGCGCCCCCCGAGCUAGCGCAGACGAACACGCUGCCAAUUCGCCCGUGCCCAUGCACGUCUUUUCCUGGACAGCGCUCUGCAGCCGGCAUGACGUCCAUUGAGGACCCGCCCACACGCAGCAUGCCACUCUUCACCCGGCCACCAAACGCCCACGUCUCGCAAGACCAAAGCAAGUACCCGACAGCAAACCUCCGAACCGGACCUUGGACACAGCGACACCCGUCGCUCCUCCAAUGUGCUACCUCGGGAUAUCCUGGACGACUCGCACCUCGCACACGCGAACAACAAGCCCCGCGCCGACUCGCACCUCGCACACGCGAACAACAAGCCCCGCGCCGACUCGCACCUCGCACACGCGAACAACAAGCCCACGCCGACCCGGACCCGCGGACGCUGCGGCAUCCGCCGCUCCUUCAACGCGUUCAUCGCCUCGCAAGCAGGCUGCCCGGGCUGAUCAAGACCGCAGGGAUGGGUUUGAAGGGGGUUUUGGGUAGAUGGACGGAUGUCAUAGCGUAGGGAAGAGGAUAUUGGAUUGAGCAUUACAUACGUAGAAGGCACUGCGAGGACGACCGUGAGUGGUGCGACGCUGCCGCUGCGCAGCUGGUGAGGUCCCGAGCGCGCCCGAGGUUGCUGAGGUGGCGCGCGACCGAAAUGAGUGCGUACACGAUAAGUGAGGAGGUUUGGCCUUGAAUAGGGCAGCGUGGAACGCCCAAGGCAGUGUGAGCGCUCGCCAGCACUGGCGGACGCGAUGACCGGCGAAUAAGAGGAAGGCGCAGUGGGAGAC